UGUGUGGUAUUUUGACAAUAUUGCGCAACGUUUCUUGAUGAAUAAUUCAUAAUAUUUAUAAAAAUUGCAUGACAUAUUUAAUUAUAUAAAGAUGUCAAGUAUUACGAUAUCAGCCAUAAGACCGCGGACCAGUAUCCUUGAUAAAUCCUUGAGUAAAGGUAAAGGAGAGGUUAGCUUGAGUUGUUUUGCCCUUUUAUUUUCCGAAUUAGUGCAAUAUUGUCAAAACAGAGUCUAUACCGUUCCAGAGCUGCAGAAUAAAUUGGCAGAGAUUGGAGCAGAAGUUGGACACAGGAUAACAGAUCUACUUGUAGUACGAGAAAAGGGUGGCAAACGUGAGAUAAAGCUACUUAAUGUACUGCUAUUUAUCAAAAGUACAGUGUGGAAGUCCUUGUUUGGUCGAGAGGCCGAUAAAUUAGAACAUGCAAAUGAUGACGAACGUACUUAUUAUAUCAUUGAAAAGGAAUCCUUGGUAAACAAAUUUGUGUCAGUACCCAAAGAUAAAGGAAGCUUGAACUGUGCAUCCUUCGUCGCUGGUAUCGUGGAGGCUGUACUUUGCGAUUGUGGCUUUCCGGCUAAGGUAACAGCACACUGGCAUAAAGGAACUACAUAUAUGGUUAAAUUUGAUGACGCUGUUGUUGCGCGUGACAAGCAAUUGGAAGAUCGGUAAUAGAAAGGAAAUAAACACAUACGUUACAUUACUCUUUCUAUAACGAUAAAAUAUAUAAUACCUAUAUACAAAUUUACCAAUUGUUGUGAUA
Messenger RNA from Atta colombica, 758 nucleotides. RefSeq names its product trafficking protein particle complex subunit 5 (gene Trs31). Gene Ontology annotation, biological process: endoplasmic reticulum to Golgi vesicle-mediated transport. The transcript has 3 exons. Bases 92 to 667 code for a protein of 191 amino acids. Gene Ontology annotation, cellular component: TRAPPI protein complex; TRAPPIII protein complex; TRAPPII protein complex. Lineage: Eukaryota; Metazoa; Arthropoda; Insecta; Hymenoptera; Formicidae. The record is from RefSeq and is a predicted model, not a curated record.